UAGAAAGAUAGAGGUAAAGGUUCCUCUGUAGUCACGUGUAGUAAUUCAUUUACUAUUUCGAAUCGCCGCUAGCUCCGAUGGGGCCCAAGCUCGGAGGUUGCAACUUUGAAAAUGACGAGAAAUUUAUCGUUGUUGAAAACCUCCGCGCAUUUGAAGCUCUAACUAAAUCCAAUCCCACUACGUAUCACCUUUUUUUUCGACGACCACCUUCUCCCUCCCGCCCGUCUCUCAGACCACCCCCAAUUGACUCGUUCUCCAUCUCCACAAUGUUCCGCGCAGCAUUAAUUCGAACCGCCGCUACGGCGUCCCGCGCCGCUGUCGCUCGACCUAUCGCCAGAAGAGCCGUCGUCCCCGCCAGAGCUGUCUUCGCCCCUGCGCCCCGGCUCGCUGCCUUCCAGACCGUACGAAUGUAUUCUGCUGGUAGUGGACUGAAGAAGGAGGAGGUCGAGGGUCGCAUUAUGAACCUCCUACAGGGUUUCGAUAAGGUCAACGACCCCAGCAACAUCAAGCCCACUGCGCAUUUCUCAAACGAUCUCGGCCUGGACAGCUUAGACACAGUGGAGGUUGUUAUGGCGAUAGAAGAGGAAUUCAGCAUUGAAAUCCCCGACAAGGACGCAGAUGCUAUUCACAGUGUGAACCAAGCUGUCGAGUACAUCUUGAGCCAGCCGGAUGCGAACUAAGGCAUUCCAUCUUGUACAAUAACACAGCUAUAUAACUUCUAUAGCAAUGACGCGUACUGGCAUUUAGACUCCACGAUAGUGGCUGCUACGCACGCCUGCAACGAGUCUUAGGGCAAUGAUAGACGGGCUAUAAUCGACCAGGUCGAUAUAGUCAAAUCCCAACGAGAAAGGAUAUGAUUGAAGAUGAGCAUGGCGCGGCUAAAAUCGAAUACGAUUCCUCGCCGUUGUAUUAGUGUAUAAACCUUUCCUCCCGUCCACAAGUUGUGCCACUUUGUGUGUUUAAUCGUAUCAUCUAUACCUUA
Messenger RNA from Daldinia caldariorum, 982 nucleotides. RefSeq names its product acyl carrier protein-like protein. The transcript is spliced from 5 exons. Lineage: Eukaryota; Fungi; Ascomycota; Sordariomycetes; Xylariales; Hypoxylaceae. Gene Ontology annotation, cellular component: mitochondrion. Bases 78 to 680 code for a protein of 200 amino acids. The record is from RefSeq and is a predicted model, not a curated record. Gene Ontology annotation, biological process: fatty acid biosynthetic process. Gene Ontology annotation, molecular function: acyl binding; acyl carrier activity.